AUGGCGCGCGCAGCAAAGGUAGACGUUGCCUUAGUCUCCGAUGGAGACAUGCCCAUCUGUGUCGAGGUCCUUUCAAAAGCGUUCGGCCACGACGCGCCGUUCGUGGACAUCUACUUCCCCAACCACGAUACACCGGCCGGUCAAGCCCAGGCUUCCAAGCGCUUGGUAGCCUGGAAUCAGAGCUCCGAGAGCUCUACUUUCCUCAAAGCAAUCGCGCGAGCUGACGGUGGGAGCCAGGAGCACAUCAUCGGUCUCGCGGUGUGGACCUUUAUGAAGGAAGCACCGCCUGCGGAGCUUUCUGAGGCAGAGAACGUUGAAGAGGUUUGGCCCGAUGAGGACGACCGCGAAUUUAUGACCCGUCUGUGGAGGGAGUACGUGAUACCACGGAGUCAGACUAUCCGGGAUUCUGGGGGCAAAGGUGUCUACGGCAUGUGA
Molecule: messenger RNA, 435 nt
Organism: Diaporthe citri
Lineage: Eukaryota; Fungi; Ascomycota; Sordariomycetes; Diaporthales; Diaporthaceae
Exons: 1
Coding region: 1-435 (144 amino acids)
Source: RefSeq, a predicted model, not a curated record